GAGGGGAGGCGGGAGCCCGCGCCGCGUACCCGGGGGGACGCGAAAGUUUUUUGGUGUUUGUUUCAGGAUGUACACAGAACAGGAAGCCAAGAAAUUAGGAGUGGUUGGCUGGGUGAAAAAUACCAGCCAAGGAACUGUGACAGGCCAAGUUCAGGGCCCAGAAGAGAGAGUGAAUGAAAUGAAAUCCUGGCUGAGCAAAGUUGGAAGCCCAAGUUCCCGCAUCGAUAAAACAAAUUUUUCCAAUGAAAAGGAGAUCUCCAAGCUUGACUUCUCGGAUUUCAACACUAGAUACUAACAGGAGGGCACCUCACUAAGCACAAAACUGACAUUUCUGCUGCAUGAUAUUUUCUGUGCCUCCAUCAAAUGUUACAAGAGCAUUGGGAUGCUUUUCUGUACUAGGGAUAAACAUAAAUGCUCCCUGUUCCCACCAAGUAGGAAUUCCUGUUGCUGUGUUAGACAUCUUGCACCAUGAAUGUCAACAUUUAGUGUCUAAAAUGCCAAUAUCUGAUUUAUUGCAGCUUUGAAAGACAGAUAAAAGCUUAGAAGUGCUGGUGAUUAUUUGUGCGCAAUGAGACUUGUUACAUACAACCAGAUGGUACCUAAUCUUUACACUGUGAGUCAUAUUUAGAUGAAAAAUAAUAAAUUUAUGUUCUACUGUUUGUAAUCUCACCAAAAAUACAUACUUACAGAACUGGAACACUCGAGAGUUCUCUGAUAUAAGCCUGUUAUAGACCAGGCUCUAUGUGACAAUAAGGUUAUAGUGGUAAAUUAAAAUAAAUAUGUUGUUUCAAACUAGGAUUAUCUAACCAGCUCUGGUUUAAAAUUCUCCAUAAUAAUUCAGAUAAAUCUUGUUCCAAGGUGAUGAAAUGUGUGUUUUUUCCCUUGUCUAUCUGUAGCUUGCAUCCAUGCUGAUUAUAAAGGAUGUUUUAAUCUCUUUGCUUUUUUAAUGUUCUUACUAAAAUUGAAGAUUUAAGUGAUUUUCCAUAUGGGUGUGUGUUUGCUCCUGAGUUAAGACUGUGUGGUGGAACCUGAAGCCACAUCCAUCAUCUGAAGUCCAUGGAAGUUCUAAUAAAUCCUGGAUAAGUCUGA
This is a messenger RNA of Zonotrichia albicollis (white-throated sparrow), 1089 nucleotides long. RefSeq names its product acylphosphatase 2 (gene ACYP2). NCBI's taxonomy places the organism in Eukaryota, Metazoa, Chordata, Aves, Passeriformes, Passerellidae. The record is from RefSeq and is a predicted model, not a curated record. Gene Ontology annotation, molecular function: acylphosphatase activity.